AUGCAAAAAGGACAAGCCCUGGUGUUCAUCUGUUGUGCCUUCGUUUUGGUUUUCCAAUUUAGUCGCACAAUUGUUUGUAAUUUGAAAUCUACAUACCCUGUCUGGCGGCUGUUGACUGCCAUGCCACGUUUUAAGAUCGGCGACCUGUCCAAAGAGAGAAAGCGACUGAAGGAAAAAGUUGUCAUGGAAAACCGCAGUUUAGAUGCACUUCAUGAUGAACUUUCUAAGUUGACAACUGAGAAGGAAAAGAAGAGAAAAGAGCUAUGUAAUAUGAAAGCGAAACACAGAAGGCUGGACCUCAAGGUUGGUUGUUUUAAUGUCAACGCAUGUAAUUUUAACCCGAUGAUUUGCUUAAUUGCUUUGGGAAUUUCUGCAUGUUCGUUUAUAAAAACCUCCAGAAAAUAGCUUCUAUUCAACCAGGCCAGAUUUCAUAAAAUAUCUCGAUGUUUAUAACAAGCUGUUGGGAAGAUCGCUUUGUGGUAUUUUGUUAACCUGGGGCUAAGGUCACCAGCUUUUGAACAGCAGGCCCCAGAUGUUACCUUUGAGUCACAUUGCUCCCAAUGCGCCCUAGUUUAUAAUUUUACUCUGUCUAACGCCAGAUGAUUUUACUCGUCAAGGGGAGAGUGCUGGCAUUUAAACAAUAAAGUUGAUAUUAAUUUUUUUCUGUGUUGGUGUUGUGUACUCAGGUGAAUAAUAUGUUUGCGAUGUUACUCUGAGUGCAUAUCCACACCGGGCGAUCUUGGGCUAGUAUUCCAAAGGUCGUAAGGUUCGAAUCCCACCGUGGGCGGGCAUAUUUUUCAAGCUCGCCCGGUGUGGAUAUGCACUCAGAGUAACAUCGCAAACAUGUUAUUCACCUGAGUACACAACACCAACACAGAAAAAAAAUCAUAUUACUAGAACACAUUGGUAUUGAAGGAACUAGAUACUGUUCAGAAAUAUCGCUUACUCGAACCGUCCUGACCGCGUAGCUCAGUUGGAAGAGCAUUGGGCUAGUAUUCCAAAGGUCGUAGGUUCGAAUCCCACUGUGGCCGGGCAUAUUUUUCAAGCUCGCCCGGUGUGGAUAUGCACUCAGAGUAACAUCACAAACAUAUUAUUCACCUGAGUACGCAACACCAGCACAGAGAAGAUUCAUAUUACAAGAACACAUUGGUAUUGAAGGAACUAGAUACUGUUCCGAAAUAUCACUUACUCGAACCGUCCUGACCGCGUAGCUCAGUUGAAAGAGCAUUGGGCUAGUAUUCCAAAGGUCGUAGGUUCGAAUCCCACCGUCGCCAGGCAUAUAUUUCAAGCUCGCCCGGUGUGGAUAUGCACUCAGAGUAACAUCGCAAACAUAAUAAAGUUGAUAUUUUGAAUAAUUAUGUUAAUUGUUACUUAUGCUUUCUUCCUGCCUUGCUUUUUGUAUAUAAGAUCGACAAGAUAGUUAAAGAAGUUGAGGACUUACAAGACAUAGAAAAAGAGCUAGUUCAGCCUCAGACAUCAG
This is a messenger RNA of Paramuricea clavata, 1480 nucleotides long. Lineage: Eukaryota; Metazoa; Cnidaria; Anthozoa; Malacalcyonacea; Plexauridae. The record is from the annotation of a GenBank genome assembly.